AUGCGCCGCUCCAGCACGGACGAGUCCACGUACCGGCGCAGCCCGUCGCCGGAGGGCAAGGAGCCGGGCCCCGCGCGCGGCGGCCCCUUCCGGCGCUACAGCAGCCUGUACGGGCGCGGGGACGGCGGGCGCGCGGGCGGCCCCUUCUUCGGGCUGCACGCCAGCCCGGGUCCCAAGGCGGCCCAGGCGCGCUGCCCGCCGCCCAAGGGCACCAAGUACGUGGUCUUCUACCUGGACCUGUCCUUCAUCUUCCUCCUAGAGCUGAAGCGCUGCGGCAUGGCGCGCGGCUGCCUGCAGGGCGUCAAGUACCUCAUGUUCGCCUUCAACCUGCUCUUCUGGCUGGGAGGCUGCGGCAUCCUGGGCGUGGGCAUCUGGCUGGCCGCCACGCAGGGGAACUUCGCCACCUUGUCGUCCUCCUUCCCGUCCCUGUCGGCCGCCAACCUGCUCAUCGUCACGGGCACCUUCGUCAUGGCCAUCGGCUUCGUGGGGUGCAUCGGGGCCAUCAAGGAGAACACGUGCCUCCUGCUCACCUUCUUUGUGCUGCUGCUGCUGGUGUUCCUGCUGGAGGCCACCAUCGCCAUCCUCUUCUUUGCCUACACGGACAAGAUCGACAGGUAUGCACAGCAAGAUCUGAAGAAGGGUCUGCACCUGUACGGCACCCCUGGCAACGUGGGCCUCACCAACGCCUGGAGCAUCAUCCAGACCGAUUUCCGCUGCUGUGGCGUCUCCAACUACACGGACUGGUUCGAAGUCUACAACGCCACACGUGUGCCCGACUCCUGCUGCCUGGAGUUUAGCGAGAGCUGCGGGCUGCACGCACCUGGCACCUGGUGGAAGGCGCCGUGUUACGAGACGGUGAAGGUGUGGCUCCAGGAGAACCUGCUGGCCGUGGGCAUCUUCGGGCUGUGCACGGCGCUGGUGCAGAUCCUGGGCCUGACCUUCGCCAUGACCAUGUACUGCCAGGUGGUGAAGGCCGACACCUACUGUUCCUAGCCCGCCCGCUCCUGCCGCUGUGCUUCCUGCCAGCAGAGGCCGCCCUUGGGGAGCCUGGUCCCACUGCAGCCUCUGCGCCUGGCCUGGGGGGCGGGGGGCAGAGCCCAGGACCCGGCCAGGCUGCUGAGCUCCCUGGUAGAGGGCCGCUGAGCGCUGGCCACGCGGGGGCGGGGGGGCUUCUGACGCCCUUUAAUUCUCACCCUUGUGUCCUCCAGAGCAGCGCUUUCCCGAGACCCCGUGCAGGGCAGGGGUUGGCCACACGGGCUGGGUGGGGUGAGGGACCCCCCUCUGGCCCUGGUGCUUGGGCGGGGCUGGAGCCGUCGUCCACAUUCCACAGGGGCCAGGGCUCGCUCUGGUGCAUCUAAUAAAGUG
Molecule: messenger RNA, 1365 nt
Organism: Molossus molossus (Pallas's mastiff bat)
Lineage: Eukaryota; Metazoa; Chordata; Mammalia; Chiroptera; Molossidae
Gene: TSPAN4
Product: tetraspanin 4
Exons: 7
Coding region: 1-993 (330 amino acids)
Cellular component (GO): membrane
Source: RefSeq, a predicted model, not a curated record